GUUACGAGGGCGUUACAACUGCUAUUGCCUUCGUUCCGUGAUAUCAAUUGAGCGCGCCAAUCAUCAAUCAAAACAUUUCAAACGACACCAGAAAAAACAACAAUUCAGUCGGCCAAAGACAUGACGAUAGAGAAAAUAAUGAGUCUGCACCCUUUCUUUGACAGCCAGCAGACAAUACUUGAGGAUCUGGAUCAAAUUACAGUGGAUGUGGUACAAGAGUUGCGUUCCAUCAAGGAAGAUCAUGUCGAAUUGAAGCAAAUAAUGUCCAAUAUACUCGAAGAAAACCAAAACUUAACCACCGAGCUAAACGAAUUAUUGUCUUCCAGAGAAGAUAGUAUUCGCAGAAAACAAGACGAUAUGACAGACAAUUUGAGACAACAGAUUAGCUCAUUGUUGUUAGAGAAAGAACAAGUUGCAACUUUAUGGCAGGAGUCUGUGGCCUCUAUGGGAGAAUUUAAAAAUGUCAAGGGGCUUGCGCCCGGUGAAUUUGUGCCAAAAAUAGAUUUUGAACAGAUGAAAAACUUUUACGAGCAAAAAAUCAGCGAGCUAGAAAUUAAUUUGAAAACAGUACAAAAACGACUGGACAGCCAAUUACAACCUGCUAGGAGUGAGGUAUUGGUUAAGGAUAUGGUGAAUAUCUUAGAAACUGAGUCUGGAGCAAUGCAGAUCGUAAAAAAUUUAGAGGAAGAGGUUCUAGCUCUUCAGAAUAGAUUGCAACAAUUAGAGAGGUCUAAGGUGAAACUAGAAAAAUUAUUGAAAGAGAAGGAUCAAUUUAUAAAUAAUGUUUUAGAUAAAAAUAGAGAAUGUCAAGAGAAGGUUUGUGAGGCUGUUCAAAUAGUAGAAGCAGCUCUAAUAGAGAAAGAUGCGGCACUUUAUAGAGAAAAAGAAACUAGAGACCAGAUGCAGAAAAUUAAUCAGGAUAUAGAUGAUAUCGUGAAAGAUACAGAAUUCAAAAUUAAAGUAGAAGUAGCUAACGUAAAGAGUCAAUACGACAAAAGGUGCCAAGAGUUGGAAGAUAUGCUGAGAACAGCUCAGGAAGAGUUGAGGAUAAAAUCACUAGAAAUUGAGAAAUAUCAAACUAAAUGCGAAUUGUUUGAAAGUGAGUUGGAUAAGUUUAGAAAAGGAAAUUAUGAUUUUAGCGAAAGCAAUGGUUCUAAGUUGUUGAUUUUGGAGAAAAAUCUGGAAUCAACGUUUCAAAAAUUGUUGCUUUCAGAGAAGUGCAACAUUCAAUUGUCUUCCGAAAAGGAGGUUAUCAAAAGGGACAUGGAACAGCUUGCGGAACAUUACGAAAGGAUACUGAAAGCCAAAGACGUUGAAAGACUGACUUUAGAGAGCAAAGUUAAGACGUUGGUAACCAGACUAGAUGAAGUUCAGUUAGAUAAUUCAGGACUCGAGAAAAAGUUGACGCAGGUCAUUGGAGAAAAUGAUAAAAUAGGGAAGGAGCUAAUGAUUGAGAGAGAUGAUAGGAAAAGGCAAGAAAAAACUUACCAUGAACAAAUCAAGGAGCUUACAAAGACCUACGAUGACAAAAUCAAUGUAUUGCAACUCCAACUGGAAUCAAAACUCAAAGUUCACAACAAAUGGGUGUCUGAGACCAAAAACAUAAUAGAAAAUUUGGAAAAAUUGGUAAUAGACUUGAAACGCGAGGUUCACAGGUUGAGAAAAGAAAACAAACGACUAGAUAAUGAGUUGAAGAAUAGUAAACAGAAGCUUGGAAAGUGUAAAGAAUAUUUGAAGAUGAUAUCCAGGGAUGUAGAUAAUAUAACCUGUCUUAGUGUUGACAGGAAGCCUGAAACGUUGAGCGAAGAUGUAGUCACUAGGUGACAGUUGCUGAAGUUUUGUAUCGUUUUUUUUUAUAUUUUGUAUAAUAAAAUGUUGCUUACUCAGUUUUGUGUAACAAAACUCGUAUUAGUUGAUUUCUUCGGUGGAAAAUACAGAUGACUUAAAUGAGUUUUCUUUUAGUGUAUGAAACAUCCCUUAAAACCAUAUGGGAAACGGCUUUCUCACUAAUGUGUUGGAUAUAAAAUAUAUUUUUAU
Acanthoscelides obtectus is the source of this 2037-nucleotide messenger RNA. NCBI's taxonomy places the organism in Eukaryota, Metazoa, Arthropoda, Insecta, Coleoptera, Chrysomelidae. The record is from the annotation of a GenBank genome assembly.